UAGUGCACGAUGGGACACAUCGUGUCCGCAGACGGGUGGGAAAAUCAAAAUGGCUGCCGACAGGUCCAGACGUUACCAAAAGAUUGACUUUCUUGGCGAAGGACAGUUUGCCACUGUGUACAAAGCAAAGGACACCAAAACAGGACAGAUUGUUGCUGUGAAAAAGAUUAAAUUAGGGCAAAGAGCCGAGGCUAAAGAUGGUAUCAACAGAACAGCUCUUAGAGAAAUUAAGCUGCUUCAAGAACUCAGUCACCAAAACAUAAUAGGGCUCUACGAUGUGUUUGGGCACAAGUCCAACAUUAGUCUUGUCUUUGACUUCAUGGACACAGAUAUGGAGGUGGUUAUUAAGGAUACCAGUAUUGUAAUGACAGCACCACAUAUUAAGGCCUAUGCCAUCAUGACAUUAGAAGGGCUGGAAUACCUCCACAACAAUUGGAUAUUGCAUAGGGAUUUGAAGCCUAACAAUCUCCUGGUCAACAGUCAGGGGAUCCUGAAAAUCACAGAUUUCGGUUUGGCCAAAACAUUUGGCAGCCCCAACAGGGUCUACACACACCAGGUGGUCACUAGGUGGUACCGUGCUCCAGAGCUGUUAUAUGGAGCCAGGAUAUAUGGCACAGGGGUGGACAUGUGGGCUGUGGGCUGUAUCCUGGCUGAACUCCUACUCAGGGUUCCUUUCCUUCCUGGGGACUCUGACAUCGACCAACUUAGCAAGAUUUUUCGGGCACUUGGGACUCCCUCAGAGGACACCUGGCCUGGGAUGAAGGCCCUCCCAGACUAUAUAGAGUUUAAACAGUUUCCAGGCACCCCGCUGAAGGACAUCUUCACGGCAGCAGCUGAUGACCUGAUCUCACUGCUGGGGAAACUCCUCUGUCUCAACCCUUCUCAGAGAUAUAACUGUUCUCAGGCCCUACAGAUGCCAUAUUUCAGCAACAAACCUGGGCCAACACCCAACCCUCAGCUGCCCCUCCCCUCUGGAACAUCCGCAGAAAUCCUCAAGGAGGACCACAAGGUCAAGGUUGGGGUCAAGAGGAAGUUACCAGCAGACAGUGACCCAAAUCUUAAGAAGAAGCUGGUAUUCUGAUCUUGAAACUGCAAUAAGGACUGAUGCCUAAUGACUCCUCGGCACAUGGAAAGAUCAGGUACAUACAUGUAAUUGUGUCUGGUGGUUGCCAGGUGUUCUGUUGGCACUACAUGUAUGUUGUGCAAAAGGGCACUGACAGAAACUUACCACAGGGUCCCAUUUCCACUAGCAACUGUACAAUGAACAUGAUAUAAUAAUUACAAAAUGAUGCAUGAUGCAAAAGUAGUAUCUAAAAACUACAACACACAGAACGUUAAGAAAUUUGUUGAUUCAUUCCUUUAGUGAUGUAUCAAGUUUUUGGUCGCUCAUUGGUCACAGCUUAUAGUGAGGAAGGGGUGUAGGUAAACAAAAAUCUCUGUUCUUUAUCUAGGUGCCAAUUUAAGUUUGUAUAUGAGAAAAUAAUGACAUUACAUGUACAUGCAAAUAAGAUACAUUUAAUAUUACUUGAAGAAAUGUGCAUCAAUAUUUAUAAAGUUCCUUUUUAAUAAAAGAAACAAGUGGAAAUCGUAAAUGGGUACUAAGACGAGUCAGAUUGCAUAUAAAUAACUCUGAAGAAUGAUAAUUGUGCACAAAUUUUUGUCAGAAAUUUAUGUCAGCAAUGUCAGGUAUUACUAUCAAAAGAUUUAAACAUUUAUUUGCAUUUUUCCAUACCGUCCUUCUGUGUGAUACUUUUGGUUUAUUGUGUUUGCAUUCUAUACUUAUGUUAAGUAGGUUAUUCAGAAAAAUUGAUGUUUAACAUAUUCAAUGUCAGAAAUAUGAAGUUUCUCCUUCAACUUGUUCCAUCCUUGUUGUGUGGUUCAAGAAAUAUUAUUUCAGACAUUUUUUUCACAUGAAAUAAGAUAUGCACUAAAUACUGUAACAGGAACUAUAUUGACGUGAUUAUAACACAGUCAUGAAACUAAUCUGAUGAAUAAUUUUGAUGUGUGCCUGCUUUUUUAUUUAACUAAUUUUACUGAUAUUACCAUACUUUUGUUCCGCUCAGGUUAUACAUUGUGUGUACAAUGUAUAUUUCAGGGGUAAGACUCUUAUCUGAUUGAAUUGGUGACAGUAGAGAUCCUGAUUGGAGUCUUUGUCCGAGUAUAAAGGCUUGUUAUAUGUAAUGGUAAAAAUAACUAGAUGUGUAUUAAAGAGUAAAACACCUGCUAUUCACGUAAGAAUCUAAAACACCAUUUUUAUUGUCACUGACCACAAUACUGACUUGGAUACAAAUAUUUACUGUACACUAUGUGUGAUAGUGUAAUGGUCCAUACAAGUGUGUUAAAUACAUUAAAAGUUGAAGACACCUAAAUUGUUAGAUGUUGGUUACACAAUGCAUUGUGUAAUACUAUAAUGAUCAAACUGUAGCCAGCAUUGAGAAACCAUAAGUUUGUAUUAACUUUGAUCCUUUUCUUAGUUUUAAAACCCAGUAACCCAUAAUCCAUAGACUAGCUAACCUUUGUCUCUUGGAUAGAGACAUUUUCAGAAUGGUCUGGAUAAUGCCUUGUCUUUCUGUACAUUGCUUAGUGGAACGUGUAAAAAAACAAUACAAUAUGAAAUUGCAAUAUAUCAAACAAACCGAUGAAACAUACAUAUGACGUGAAAAAAUGGUAAGUAGCCUUGCUGCUGAUAACAUGUACAAUGUACCUGUCAA
This is a messenger RNA of Branchiostoma belcheri (Belcher's lancelet), 2711 nucleotides long. RefSeq names its product cyclin-dependent kinase 7-like. Gene Ontology annotation, biological process: protein phosphorylation; positive regulation of transcription by RNA polymerase II. Gene Ontology annotation, molecular function: cyclin-dependent protein serine/threonine kinase activity; ATP binding; RNA polymerase II CTD heptapeptide repeat kinase activity. Lineage: Eukaryota; Metazoa; Chordata; Leptocardii; Amphioxiformes; Branchiostomatidae. Bases 50 to 1081 code for a protein of 343 amino acids. The transcript has 12 exons. Gene Ontology annotation, cellular component: transcription factor TFIIH holo complex; cytoplasm; transcription factor TFIIK complex. The record is from RefSeq and is a predicted model, not a curated record.